GACGGGGACUUUUUUAUUACUCCUCCGAGGUUUCUGGGUCUUCUUCUUACAGCCGGGGGAGAAAAAACGAUUCAACUCAUUGACUGCAGAAUCGACGGUUAAAUGGUUAAAGACCAAUACCCAUGUUCCACAUUUAUUGCUGUCGUUGCAUGUGAGAGAGAGAGAGAGAGAUCCCGUGGAGAUUAUUAGAUUAGAUUAGAUUAGAUUAGAUUAGAUUAGAUUAGAUUAGAUAUAUAGGGAACGGACGGACGAUCGUUUCUGGGGACAAAGCCAGCUCUCACUGACUGAUCAGCUGGGGCAGGAGAUCUCUGGAGGAGUUGAAUAGUAGCUGCCAAGCCGUCGCCGCCGCCGCCGCCGCCGCCGUCGGUCGAGGGUUACCCUUUUCCUCUCUUCGCGAAAAGGUGGGAACUUUGCCGCCGGCGCCUCGAAUCUCUAGCACGUGCUUGAUUCCAUUUGCAGAUUUCACCAGGAUUGGACUUUGGUGGACUGCAGUGCUGCAGAAGACAUUGGUCCCAUCUAGAGGAUAUACUUCUUUGUUUAGAGAGAAGUGUCAAUGGUGAUUGGCUGGACACUGUUAUGAGUAGAAGUAAUUGUUGCCUUGCCUGGGCUGAAACUCCCACAGCAUUAGGCCUUUCUUCUGGGGUUGGUUGCUUUAUUACACUUUCUUAAAUUGCUUGAAAAUGUGCAGUCUCUUCCUUUUCUCAAAGUAAGAGAAAUCCUAAGCACUCUUUACACUUUGUAUAUAAUUCCUGAGACAAGCCAGUGAUUUUAGGAUUGGAUGGUUGUGCAUACCAUACGAAUUGCUCGGUCUGUAAUCGUUUUAAUGGAGUCACCGGAAGCUUUUGUCUCUCUAUGCUGAACAAAGGAGCCAUGCUUUGGAAUUGGAAGAAACCCCACAAUUUGGCGCUUUGCUAUUGAGUCUACGUAUUGUGCGUCUUUUUCAAAAAGUAGGUUUAUGGUCCAAAAGAAACCAUGGAGCAUACACCAGAUAAAAAGUUCCCCCUCAAUGCAAAGGACUAUAAGCUCUAUGAGGAAGUUGGUGAAGGUGUCAGUGCCACUGUUUACAGAGCUCUCUGCAUUCCACUUAAUGAGAUAGUUGCUAUCAAGGUGCUUGAUCUUGAGAGGUGUUAUAAUAAUCUGGAUGGUAUCCGGCGAGAGGUACAGACAAUGAGUUUGAUUGAUCAUCCAAAUCUAUUGCAUGCACAUUGCUCCUUUACUGCUGGCCACAGCCUUUGGGUUGUCAUGCCAUACAUGGAUGGAGGAUCCUGUCUUCACAUUAUGAAAUCUGCUUACCCAGAAGGUCUUGAAGAGGCGGCUAUUUCCACUUUGUUGCGGGAGGUUCUCAAGGCACUUGCAUAUCUCCAUGCUCAUGGACAUAUUCAUAGGGAUGUGAAGGCAGGGAAUAUAUUAAUCAAUUCCAAAGGUGUGGUCAAGUUAGCAGAUUUUGGAGUGUCAGCUUGCAUGUUCGAUACAGGAGAUAGACAACGGUCACGAAAUACCUUUGCUGGGACUCCAUGCUGGAUGGCUCCUGAGGUCAUGCAACAAUUACACGGAUAUGACUUUAAAGCAGACAUCUGGUCCUUUGGAAUAACAGCACUUGAACUUGCGCAUGGGCACGCCCCAUUUUCCAAGUAUCCGCCAAUGAAAGUUCUGCUGAUGACCUUACAAAAUGCACCUCCAGGCCUGGACUAUGAGAGAGAUAAGAGAUUUUCAAAGUCUUUCAAAGAGAUGGUAGCCGCUUGCUUAGUGAAGGACCCCAAGAAACGUCCUACUUCAGAGAAGCUUCUGAAGCACAGUUUUUUUAAACAUGCCCGCUCUGCCGACUAUCUAGCUCGAACCCUGGUCCAGGGCCUUGCUCCACUGGGUGAGCGCUUUAAAAAGCUGAAGGCACAAGAAGCUGCUCUUCUUGUUCAGAAUAAAGCUCUCUAUGAAGACAAGGAGCAAUUAUCUCAGCAAGAAUACAUAAGAGGAAUUAGUGCAUGGAAUUUCAACCUUGAAGAUCUGAAAUGUCAGGCUGCCCUUAUUCAGGAAAAUGAUGAUGUCCCAAAUAUUGAAGACUCUCAUGCAUCCAUAAAGCAGAAGGAGAGACAUGAUGGUUCUGGGAGAUUCACUGAGAGAAUGUCACCUGAGAUGGUCAACCAUUCAAACACUGCAUCUGGUCGGGAGGACGCUUUAAAUGAUCUUCAUGAUUUGAAGAGCUCACUUGCUUCAUUUCCUAUGAAACCACUUCAAGCACUCAAAGAGUGUUUUGAUGUUGGUGAGGACGAUGUAAAUACAAGUCCUAGCUGGGAUGAUGCUCGAUUAGAUUCUGAUGAACAGCUUCCCACGAAAUCCUCACCGAGAGCUGUCCAUCAGGAUACCGGUAAAAAUGAUGUCAACAACGAUGAUGAUUUUGCACGGAGUAGCUCUUUACUGCGUCAGGAGAUUCCAAAUCAUAAGAAAUUCUUAAGUGGUCCAUUAAUACAGGAUACUGUUGCCUCUGCUAAGAAGAUGAUGGACAAUGGGGACAGGGACCAUUUGCAACCAAAAUAUCAAUCUGAGCGAAACUAUAGUGGGCCUCUGUUGUAUCGUCAAAGGAAAGAAACUAAUUCUUUGUCACCUGCAGAGGAUAUGUCAGAAGGAGCAGUUAUCCAAUGUAGGGGCCGUUUUAAGGUCACUUCAGCAGAUGUUAGUCCUAAGGGUAUGAUGAACUGCUCCUCUGGCCUAGCAUGUGGUGGUUCAUCCAGUCCAAUGACCCCAAACUUGGCAGCCGCCCUUCUCCCUUCAUUGCAGUGCAUUUUGCAGCAGAACGUCAUGCAGAGGGAAGAAAUCACUAAGCUUAUCAAAUAUGCGGAGCAAAUUUCUGGUAAUCAAGGGGACUUGGCUGAGGUGGGCACCAGCAAUUCUCUGCAGGUACAGGUAUCUUGUUCUUCUAUGAGAGAAACAGAAUUGCAAUCCCAGUUUGCCCAUCUGCAGCAAUGUGUCACAAGCCUUGUUGAGGAGUUGCAGAACCUGAAACUGAAAAAUGCCCAGUUGGAGAAGCAGCUGAAUGCUUUGACAAACCGAGACAAGAGGAUAAGAGGGAUGACCAAAGCAUGAUGCUGUUCGCAUCUUCAACUUAUUCUUUAACGGCAACAGUUUUGGGUGAUCAGCAAGUGACCGGCGCCUCAUUCCCCGAUUGUACAUGUACUUUUCCCACCCACCAAAGUUUUGAGACGUCUUUCCUCGAGUUGCCGCUUUUACAUGUAAAUUUAUUAAAAGAUACAGCAGAUACACCCCCGUCUCCGUAAUUAAGUUUGUUCUUGCUCCCUACUCACAAUACGGAAUUCCCGCUUGUAGACAGUUGCCAGUCGGUCCAUGAUGCAAUUGAAUUAAUUCCCUUGUAAUUUGUUUCCACAUCACCCUUUUAUGUUUUAUCUCUGACUUCUGUCAAGAAGAGCUCUCUUUUUAUUGCAAAUCAGACCUUCUGAGUAAUAGACAUUCUAAGAAUGGGAUCUGCUGCCCUUAUAUUUGAAAGGUA
Eucalyptus grandis is the source of this 3499-nucleotide messenger RNA. RefSeq names its product serine/threonine-protein kinase BLUS1. NCBI's taxonomy places the organism in Eukaryota, Viridiplantae, Streptophyta, Magnoliopsida, Myrtales, Myrtaceae. The coding region runs from base 973 to 3078 and encodes 701 amino acids. Gene Ontology annotation, biological process: protein phosphorylation. The transcript has 21 exons. Gene Ontology annotation, molecular function: protein serine/threonine kinase activator activity; protein kinase activity; ATP binding. The record is from RefSeq and is a predicted model, not a curated record.